This is a messenger RNA of Phragmites australis (common reed), 1936 nucleotides long. Its product is annotated as protein trichome birefringence-like 24. Bases 157 to 1581 code for a protein of 474 amino acids. Gene Ontology annotation, molecular function: O-acetyltransferase activity. The transcript is spliced from 5 exons. The record is from RefSeq and is a predicted model, not a curated record. Gene Ontology annotation, cellular component: Golgi apparatus. Lineage: Eukaryota; Viridiplantae; Streptophyta; Magnoliopsida; Poales; Poaceae.
AUCCCCACCUAGACAGAACUUUGGCAUCCAUACUCCAUAGUCCUACCUGCCAACCACCUCCACUGUCACCGCCGAGGCACCGACGCAACUGCAGUGACGGUUACUGGUGGCGGUGUUGCCCGACUCCGAGAGAUUAGGAGCGGGGUGGGGAGAGGGAUGGGGACGGAGUGGCCGGCGGCGCCGCAGAGGAAGGUGGUGGGCGGUGGGGUGGCGCUGAAGCUGCUGCUGUUCGUGCUCCUCGCGUGCCUCGCGCUCCGGCUGCUCGUCGGCCCCGCGGCCUACCUCCUGCCGCUCACCGCCGCGCCGGAGGGGGCUGCGCUCGUCGUGGCUGGGCCGGGGAGGGAAAGAACCGGCGGCGGCGGGACGCCUCCCACCGAUGAUAUAAUUGUUGCUGUGACCAGUUCGGGACCUCUAACAGCUCCAGACAAGAAGCAAGAUGCCCAGGAAGAAACAGAUGAUGCAGUUAUUACUGUGACGUCUUCUAUACCUUGUACAACUCCAAGCCCCAAGGAGGAUUCCCCAAAAGAAAGGUGUGAUCUUUUCCAUGGCGAGUGGGUACCUCAUACGUCAGGGCCGGCUUAUACCAAUGCAACCUGCCGCUUCAUUGAGUCUCCUCAAAACUGCAUGACAAAUGGAAGGCCUGACACUGGUUAUCUCUACUGGAGAUGGAAACCAUAUGGUUGUGACAUACCACCCUUUGAAGGCAAAAAGUUUUUAGAUGGUAUGCGGGGCAAGCAUUGGGCACUAAUUGGUGAUUCAAUCCUUCGCAAUCAUGUCCAAUCAUUGCUUUGCCUUCUUUCUAAGGUUGAAGAUCCCACUGAGGUCUACCAUGACAAGGCCUUCAGAUCCAGAAGAUGGCACUUUCCUUCACACAACUUCACUGUCUCUCUUAUCUGGGCGCCGUUCCUGAUAAAAGCUGAAAUAUUUGAGGAUGAAAAUGGUGUUUCAACUUCUGAGCUCCAACUGCACCUUGACAUUCUGGACACAAAUUGGACGAGGCAAUGGGAGAGCUUUGAUUAUGUCGUGAUAUCGACAGGGCAAUGGUUCUUCAAAACUGCAGUCUACUGGGAGAAUGAAACUGUGAUCGGCUGCCACUCCUGCCAGAACAAAAACCUGACAGAAAUAACAUAUGAAUACUCCUUUCGCAAGUCGCUCAGGGAGGCCUUCCAGUUCAUCGCAUCCACGGCUCACAAGCCAGUAGUCUUCUACAGAACGUGGGCGCCUUCACAUUUCGAGAACGGCGAGUGGUUCAGCGGUGGGACCUGCAACCGGAAAGUGCCAUUCAAGCCAGGGGAGGCCGGUGAUAGAGAACUGGACAGUAAGAUGUGGAGGAUUGAGAAAGAGGAGUUUGACAAGGUAGUGGAGAACGAAGGGCCUAACAACCCCGGCCGUCUGAAACUGCUUGACACAUUUGAGCUCUCACUGUUAAGGCCCGAUGGACACUCGGGGCCUUACAGAACAUACCACCCUUAUGAGAAGGGGAGGACAGCCAAAGUCCAGAAUGACUGCCUGCACUGGUGCUUGCCCGGGCCUAUCGACGCGUGGAAUGACAUGAUCAUGCAGAUGCUGGCGAAGGUCUGAAACCUCCUCAGGUGGUUGGUACCCUAACCGUGUCACCUGAUUUGACACCGGUGUUGGUUCAAGCCUGAUUGUUACAUAUGUAAAAUUUCUGGGCGACAUGGCAUGACCUCUGCUGGCACUAAUAUGAGAUUUGAGAUGUCCAGCAACUUAGGUAGCUUCGGACUUCUUUUGCAGCUGCGGUUGCAGCAAUCUACCAGAACAGAGGGUUUUUUGGUGGAGUGUAUUUAGCUGUUGGGAUGUGUUGUAAAAGAAGGAUUCAUAUGCUACAGCAGAGGUAAUCUGUGAAAGCAUGAGAAAGUGCUCCAGUUUACUUCUUAUUAUAUCUUCUUAAUCUGCAAAAUUAUAGUCUUUUUUA